AUGAAAACUCAUCACUCAUUCGCUGAUGUGGCAAACAAAGAUAGUAAAGAUAGUAAAGUUAAAGGCAAUGUGAUUGGCAUUGAUCUUGGAACAACAAAUUCGUGUGUGGCAAUCAUGGAAGGCAAAUCACCAAAAGUGUUAGAAAAUGCUGAAGGAAUGAGAACAACACCAUCUGUAGUUGCAUUCACGAAAGAUAACGAUCGACUUGUUGGUAUGCCAGCUAAACGGCAAGCAGUAACAAAUCCACAAAAUACAUUUUAUGCUACAAAACGUUUAAUUGGAAGAAAGUUUGGUGAUGAAGAAGUAAAGAAAGAAAUGCAAAGUGUAUCAUUUAAAAUUGUUAAAGCCACAAAUGGUGACGCAUGGGUGGAAGCAAAUGGAAAAAUGUAUUCACCAAGUCAGAUAGGUGCAUUUGUUUUGGUGAAAAUGAAAGAAACAGCCGAAAAUUAUUAUGGAACUCCAGUUAAAAAUGCUGUCGUCACGGUGCCAGCUUAUUUCAAUGAUUCUCAGCGACAGGCCACAAAAGACGCGGGUCAAAUUGCCGGUUUAAAUGUUCUUCGAGUGGUGAAUGAACCGACAGCAGCUGCUCUUGCUUACGGUCUUGAAAAAACGAACGACAAAGUUAUUGCUGUGUACGAUCUUGGCGGUGGUACGUUCGAUAUCUCUAUCCUUGAAAUGCAAAGCAAUGUAUUCGAAGUACGAUCGACAAAUGGUGAUACGUUUUUGGGAGGUGAAGAUUUUGAUAAUGCCUUACUAAAACAUUUAGUAGCAGAAUUCAAAAAAGAGAGCGGCAUAGAUGUAACGAAAGAUCCACAAGCAAUGCAGCGACUGCGUGAAGCUGCUGAAAAAGCAAAAUGCGAAUUAUCUUCUGCAGCACAGACGGAUAUCAAUUUGCCGUAUUUAACGAUGGAUUCAUCUGGACCAAAACACAUGAAUUAUAAAUUAUCACGUUCACAAUUUGAAAAUCUCGUUGCACAUCUUAUUAAGAGAACGAUUGAUCCAUGUAAAAAAGCCAUCAAGGAUGCAGAUGUGAAACCACAAGAUAUCAAUGAAGUUAUUCUUGUUGGUGGUAUGACUCGCAUGCCAAAGGUACAACAAACUGUGCAAGAAUUAUUUGGUAAAUCACCAAACAAAUCUGUCAAUCCAGAUGAGGCCGUUGCUAUUGGCGCCGCUAUUCAGGGUGGUGUGCUUGCAGGAGAUGUUACUGAUCUCUUAUUAUUAGAUGUAACACCAUUAUCAUUAGGUAUUGAAACAUUAGGUGGUGUAUUUACAAAACUUAUCAAUCGUAAUACAACUAUCCCAACCAAAAAAAGUCAAGUAUUUUCAACAGCGGCAGAUGGCCAAACACAAGUCGAGAUUAAAGUUCAUCAAGGUGAACGUGAAAUGGCUCUUGACAAUAAAUUAUUAGGUCGUUUUAAUCUUAUUGGUAUUCCUCCUGCUCCUCGAGGUGUUCCCCAAAUUGAAGUAACAUUCGAUAUCGAUGCAAAUGGUAUUGUACAUGUGUCGGCACGAGAUCGUGGAACAGGAAAAGAACAACAAAUUGUCAUACAAUCUAGUGGUGGCUUAAGUAAAGACGAUAUUGAGAAUAUGGUCCGUGCAGCAGAAAAAUAUGCAGCAGAUGAUAAGAAACGUCGUGAAGUUGUAGAAGAAGUAAAUCGCGUUGAAUCGAUAUUACACGAUACAGAAACAAAAAUGGAAGAAUUUAAAAAUCAAUUACCACAAGACGAAUACCAAAAACUAAAAGAAGGCUCGAAUAAAUUACGUGAAAAGCUUUCGAAUAAAGACACCGAAUCAUUACAGAGCAUUAAAGAAUCAGCUGAUGAAUUUCAGAGACAAAGUUUACGACUAUUCGAAAUGGCAUACAAAAAGAUGCAGUCUGAUCGUGAAGGCAACCAGUCUCAGUCUUCAUCCUCCUCUUCAUCCACAUCAGAAACAAGCACUGAAGAAGGACAACAACAACAAGACAAAGAAAAACAAGAAAACAAACAAUAA
Didymodactylos carnosus is the source of this 1992-nucleotide messenger RNA. The record is from the annotation of a GenBank genome assembly. Lineage: Eukaryota; Metazoa; Rotifera; Eurotatoria; Philodinida; Philodinidae.